Molecule: messenger RNA, 4026 nt
Organism: Trifolium pratense (red clover)
Lineage: Eukaryota; Viridiplantae; Streptophyta; Magnoliopsida; Fabales; Fabaceae
Exons: 6
Coding region: 1098-3905 (935 amino acids)
Source: RefSeq, a predicted model, not a curated record
CACCAUCUGUACCUUAUGCUUUUCUCUCUUUCUCUUCCCAUCAUUUCUCUCAUCCGUCUGCAUUUCUUGUUCUUGUAUCUUGCUUCCUUUCUUCUACUCACAUCCACACUCUCUUUAUUUUCUAUAAAUAAAUAAUAAUACACAAACCUCCCAAAUUAAUCUCUUAUUAAUUUUAUUCAAAUUUCAAACCAAGGAUAUAUAUAUAAAACCAAUCACUAUAUCUAUACAUCCAUAUAAAAUACUCAUAAGUGAAUAUAGAAAAAUCCAAUUAAACAAUCGAAGAACAAAAUCAAUUUAAGGCCUAUUGAUUCCAACACAAAAUCAACUAAAGAACCUAUCUUGUUUAUGGGUGGUGUGUUGCUUUAAAGACUAAUGUUUUGUGUUUUGUUUUAGCUUUGGAAUCAUCUUUGUCUUGGUGCUUUUCAUGAUGUUGGGUGUUUUAGUUUCUUUUGGGGUGCCAUUUUUAUUUAUUUCCUGUAUUUGUUUUGUGAAGCUUUGUAUUUGACUUUGGUCUUGUAUUUUUUAUUUGGUAAAAAUUGGUCUUGUAUAUGUUAGCUUUACCUGUGCUGAAGAUUGAAGUUUUCAUAAGAAAUAGCAAAUUAUAGAAGUAGUUGUGAAUUUUGUGUUUAAUUAAUCUGUGAACAAAAACAAUUGAAUGGAGAGAUGAAAGAAAAUAGAGUUACAAAGCCAGUAAAUGAUGGGGAGAGAGAGAGAAAAAAAAAUAUGGUACUGAUGGUGCAUGGUAUUAUUUUUCAUCCAACGGUUCAGACAGCUUGCCCACGGUGGGAGACCUAAUCCACUUACCCACCCUAGAAUCCGCCUCAAUUAGGGAAUUAGACUAGUUAAAGGAAAGUUGAAUCAAAAUAAAAAAUUAGUGUACUAGUAAAGCAGUGGAAGAAGGAGAAGGAAAGGAAAAGAGAAAGAGUGGAAGGAGGCGGUUUACACACGUGUGAGGAGGUGGAGACAAGCAAGCUUCACACGAAUCACGGCACUCUCUCUCUAUCUCUCUAUACUAUAGUAGCCCGCCCAGACUUUCACUCCAGAAAAGGGUUUUUCUUCUCGAUCUGCAUUUCUUCCUCUUUCAUGAUUCCUUCGCUAUGGACAAAAUCAAAUCUCACCACACCAACUCCAAACUUCAUCUUCCUCAAGGGAAAGAUCAGAUUCCUAAACAGCGACAACAUCCUGAUUUAUCUCCUGAUUCUAGUUCUUCCAGUGGUGGGGUUGCAGACAAAGAUUCGUUCUCAUUUAAAUUUGGGUGGAAAUCUUCUAAACAAUCAGUUGGAACUCCAAUUAAGAAGUUGUUAGCCGAAGAAAUGUCACCGGUGACUCAAUCCAAAAGAAGUUCCCCGGGUGUUAUAGCUAGAUUGAUGGGGCUUGAUGGCCUUCCAUCACAGCAGUCUACUAAUAAGCAGCACAAGGAUCUACAGAAGUCAACACCUUUGGAGAAAACUCGAAACAGAGGAACAGUAAAUGAAGGCCGGUCGUCUAGGAGAAGCUCAAGGGAUCAGGAAGAAUUUAAGGAUGUAUUUGAGGUCUCAGAGAUCCCGAAGGUAGAGAGCGGUAGGUAUUCAUCUUCAAACUUGAAGGUCAAUGAAGAUGAAAUGUCAUUUAUUGAACAGAAGUUCAUGGAUGCCAAACGCCUUGCGACUUAUCAGGAUUUUCAGUCUUCAAAAGAUUUCCAUGAUACACUUGAGGUUUUGGACUCUAACAAGGAUCUUCUGCUAAAGUACUUGAAGCGGCCAGAUUCUUUGUUUAAAAAGCAUUUGAAUGAUCUGCAAGAUACCCCUUUCCAAUCACAUUCCAGUCAUGUAGAAUCAACUAAUAUGGAGAACUUCGAACAUGAUUUCAAUUGGAGAUCAGAUAGGGAGACAACACAGGUGAAUUACAAUAGGUUUCAUCAGAAGCAGCGUGAUGGUUAUCAUGGCCAAUUUGACAAAAGACGUGUGAUGCAUAAUUCACCAAGAUCAUCAAAGCACCAGUUUAAGAGUAGCCAUGAACAAGGUCCAGUCCCAACAAAAAUUGUUGUCCUAAAACCGAAUCUUGGAAAAUUGCAGAAUGGUACCAGAAUUGAAUCAUCACCUUGUUCUCCACGUAGUUUUAUGUCAGAACAUGGAAAUCAUGCUGAAUUUCCAGAUGUCAGAUUUAGAGGUACUGAAAUGUAUCAAAAAAUAAAUUUGCCUGACAGUGCCAGGUCUUAUAGACACAAUUCUUUAGAAUCUAGAGAGAUUGCAAAGGAAGUAACUAGGCAAAUGAAAAACAGUUUGAGCAAUGGUUGCACGUUGUCUUCCUCUUCUAGAUUUAAAGGAUACACUAGAAAUGAUAGUUCAAGCAGUGUUUCUGGGAAUGAAUCUCCAGAGGAAAUAACAGCAACUUCGGGUGACCCGUUUGACUUAAAUAAACGUAGCAGACGGUCACCGCGUUCUAGUGAAUCAUCUGUGAGUAGAGAGGCAAAGAAGAGAUUAUCAGAGAGGUGGAAGAUGGCACACAAGUCUCAAGAGGUGCAAGGCACCAGCAGGAGCAGCACACUGGGUGAUAUGCUAGCAUUCCCUGGUAAGAGAAUGAAGGGUACACGAUUUGACAGCAUGACUGGUGGGGAAGGUUUCUAUGAUAAGUUUGCUCGCAAGGGUGAACCUUCUGAGUGGGUUGAACCACUGGGUAUCAGCAGCAAGGAUGGUUGGAGGGAUGCAAGCAUUGGAAGUUUGUCAAGGUCAAAAUCUCUUCCUGCUUCUGCUACUGUCUUUGGAAAUCCUAGAACAUACUUGUGUGCUGAAGCACUUCGUAAUGAUCGAUAUAUGGUGCCAAAGGAUCUUAAAAGGGAGAGGAGAAGAGCGACAAAGACUCUUGAUCAUAGACAUGGUAUGACUUCUAGAAGCACAAUAUCUGGUCACAAGAAGUCUUUGUCUUUGGUUUCAUUGAAGCAGGAAGUUAGCGAGUUCUCUCCAGACUUAAAUGCAGUUCAAAAUAACUUAAAGAUCAAUCUUGAAGAAAAUGCACCCAAUCUAGAGGUUCUGACCCCUGAAGCCUUUGAUCAGACCCUUAGAGAUAGAAGUGCUGUUAAUGAUGAUAUUAAGGAUGCUGCAAAUGAAAACUCUGAACCUUCUUCAGAUAAGGAUGCAUCAGCUGGUUCUACUGGUGGAAUUUCAGUCCUCCCUGAAGCACCUGUGCCUGGACUUGAAUCUCCAUGCUGUAAAGAUGCUGAUCAGCCCAGUCCGAUCUCAGUUUUAGAUCCUUCUUUUACAGAUGAUUUGUCAUCUUGCUCAGAAUGUUUUGGAAGUGUCAGUGCUGACCUACAAGGGCUUCGAAUGCAACUCCAGUUGCUGAAGUUGGAAUCUGAAGAACACGUGGAGGGACCUAUGCUAAUUUCAAGUGAUGAAGAUGGCGGGGAAGCAGCUGUUGGAAUGUUAGAAGGCAAUGCAUUAUGGAGAACCGAAGAUAGCUGGGAGUCUUCUUACAUUAUUGAUGUCUUGUCUGAAUCUGCUAUUAUUGAGGCUCGAACUGAUAAUGUUUUGGAAGUUUGGCAUUCUCUAGAAAGCCCUGUGAGUCUUUCUGUGUUUGAAGAACUCGAAGAGAAGUACAAUGAUCGGACCAUUUGCUCAAAGUCUGAAAGAAGAUUGCUUUUCGACCGCAUCAAUUCAGGAAUCGUCAAGAUUCAUGAGCAAUCUACUAACCCACAACCAUGGAUGGUAAAUGCAGCUCUAAGUUUUGGAUCAAAAAGGAUUAAUGGGCUUCAAGAUGGUCUUUUCCAGAUGCUAGGGAGCCAAGGAAAGGUAGAGGAUGAUGUCCUGGGUAAGUUGCUGAUUGUGGAGUCUCAAUGGUUGAAAUUGAGAGAUGACAUUGAUGUAAUAGGCAGAGAAGUUGAGAGAUUGAUAUUAGAUGAUUUAGUUGCAGAAAUAGUCGGUAUCUAGAAAUUUUGUAGCCCGAGAGAAUAGUGUCCUUAGAUGUUUCCUAGUGAUGUAAAUCAAAUAGGGCAAUGUUAAUUUCAUCUGAAGAUGAAUAAAUUAAUGGAUAAUAAUUUUUCCUUUUUUA